AUGAACGGUAUGGAGAGACAUGGACAUGGGCAUAACCAUUCCCAUGCACACUCGCACCACAACCACCACCACCACCACCACCACCAUCAACCGCAUCAACACUCUCAGCAUCACCACCACCAUCAUCAACAUUACCAACACCACUCUGGCCAUUCUUCCUCGGGCUCUGGCCAGUCAACACCCCAGAGUUUCCCGCCGAAAUAUGUCCACGGACACAGCUCUCACGCCCGAGAGUCCCCGGUGGUUCCUCCGGGUGGCCAGGGUCCCGGAGGACAACAGCAACCACCUGUCCAAAAAUUCAAGAGCUUUAAACUUCUCGUGGACCCAUUUCUCGUCAAAGGCGCCCAGAAAUUAAUCAGAUACGACGGAGUGGUCCAGGGCGACCCAACCUGCCCAGUAGUCCAACCUCGAGACCCCCGGUCCCAGCUGACGCGAAUCUGGACCCGCCUAGAGCAGCUAGACCUGCCAGUCCCGAGAUUUAAAAUAGACGCUAAUUACUGCGGCGAGCCGCCGCCUCUAGAGGUGACCUUUUGCCACCUAAAUGACAAUAUAGACCGGACAUUUUUGGGCGACAUGGUUCAGAAGUUCGGUGUGAUCGAGGAACUUACUAUUUAUUACCAUCCGGUGACUAACAAGCACCUGGGUAUUGCGAGAGUCGUCUUCGAGACGACCAAGGCUUCCAAGGGUUGUGUUGAAAAGUUGAACAAUACUUCUGUGAUGGGAAAAGUUCUCCGGGUGUUUCUUGACGCGUUUGGUGAAGAGUGUAAAAAAAUCUAUAACGAUUUAACUAAAGAAAAAAAACCUGAAAAAAAAAUUGAGAAAGAGGUUAUUAAAAUAGAGCCUGAAGUCGGCAAGCAGACACCUGUUGAAAAACCGCCGAUAAAUGAUGAGCGUGAUGAUUAUAGAAAAAAAAAUACGAGCUUAGAAAAAAGCAGAAAUAACGAUAGUUAUAUCGAAAACUCUAGAUUCGGAAAAUAUAGAGACUACCCGACACCUGGCGGCAGCACCAGCAGUGAUUUAGGUUAUGGAACCACGCCGAGUGAUAUUAACUACUCGAGCACCUACUCCCAAAGUUCCACACCAGCCUACGAUUAUUAUAACUAUGGCUAUCACCAUCAGCCCAGCAGUUACGUCCCGGGAAUCCCCGCGGCACUUCCCCCUCCAGCUCCAGUGGUUCCAACGCCACCUAUCCAGCCCAGCGGGCCGGUCUGGUGGCCGGGGAACUCCAGUUACCCGAUGUGGCCUUCUCACGUUGCGCCACCUGGAACAAUAGAGACAGUACUACCGCCCUCUAAGCCCCCUAGUAAGGUUAAGAAAGACACUAAAGACCCCCAGACGGAAUCCUCGCCCAAAACUCCCCGGGAUUUAAAUUCCCCUGAACAAGCCAGAAAAACUUUAGACCUGGACACGCGAAUCGCGAUGCUGCUAAAGGACAAAGCCGGUGGGAUGGCGCCACCGUUCCUGCAGUUCGGAAGCGAUUCUGAGGAUGAAAAAAAAUCCCACCAGCCUGAGGAGGAGAUUCUGUCCAACCCUCCGAGUCCUUUUGUCUCGGAGGACGUUUAUAAGACGUGUUUUGAUAAAAAGACUGAGCGUAUUAAAGACCGCAAGAAGCCUCAUGAGAAUAAUAUUGAUAAGUUGGGAUUAGUGGACGAGGAUUUGGGCAGUGUUAUUAGUUCCAGUGAAGACGAGGCGCUGCUGGGCAGCUAUAGUCCUGCUGCUGUUGACGGAGGGCCUGAACCUCCUAAAGACGCGCCGCCUCCUCCUCCGCCAGAUGAUGACAGAAUGUCGCUUAGCUCGCUGAGUUCUGGGGAUGAGAAGAUUGAACAGGUUAUUGCUCAAGCGGAACCGAGUAAUCAUUUGUACCCAGGUGGUCAUUAUCCGGGUCACUUAGCUUACCCACCGCCUAGUGAUAUGUACAAUUGGCCUAGGCCUGCUCAGUAUCCGUAUCCCUACGGGACUCCUUACAUGCCAAGCCAGUAUCAUUCUUCGGCUACGAUUCCCGGGAAUCAGACUGGCAGUUAUUAUCCUAACUUUCAUUCUAGACUCGCGAUGGCUAAUCAUAAUAUUACUAAGGACAAUCCUCAGGGCCCGACGAUCAAUGGCGUGCUUGAUCGGGUGGUCAAUGAGCUCAAGCAGAUUCUUAAGAAGGAUUUUAAUAAGAAAAUGGUUGAGAAUACUGCGUUUAAAUUGUUUGAGGUCUGGUGGGAUGAAAAGAAGAAUGAGAAGGAUGCUAGUGAGGAGGUUCAUGUAAUUAGUGCUGUUAAAGAGGAGCCUGCUAAGCCCACGACUAAUUUCUUGGAGCAAGCUGUCCCAGCUGGGUUUAAUUAUGAUAGCUUCAGUGGAGUCGGGCUUAGAGCUACUAUGCCCAAGAUGCCCUCGUUUAGGAGGAAGGUCAAAGCUCCCAGUCCGCCUCCGCAAGACGAGGACAGUAGGCAGUCCGAUAGGAUGGACACUGAGCUUAUUGACAGUGAUAGUGAUCUUGAUUUCUCGGAGACUUCGCUUCCUAAACCCAAGAGAGCUAUUUCUAGUGCCUCUUCUAUCUCCAGCUCGACUUCCACGGCGAGUUCAGGGUCAGGGGCAAGUUCUAGCUCUAGUGAUAGUUCGGAUGACGAGGCGGACUCUGAUAGCAGGUUGUCGGAUCACAGGCCGUUGGCGAGGGAUAGUCAAGACCCGGAGAUUCUGAUGGAGCUGGCCAUUCUCAGGUCCUUGGAUUGUCCAACUCCCAAGGGGAGGGAGACUCCGAUUCCUGAUUUGGAGGUCGGGCUGGAUGAUUGCUUGUCGGAGGUCAAUAAUGAGGCUUAUCCGGUUGCUAGUCCGGGGAGAGAAAGGGUGAGUGAUGAGGGUGCUAGGGUCGAACCUACUAGGGAUAUUCAGAAGAUGGAGAACUCUGCUGCUGAAGCACUGAUGACUCUUGCGGGACAGGAUAAUAUUAUCAGGCACAAGAGCCCUGGGCCUAUUGAGCCGAAUAUCAUCAGGGCUAUUGAAAGUAUGUCUGAGAAGUAUAUCAAUAAUCAGCCGAUUCUUAAGGAGGCUGAGAAGAUUGAGAUGUUCAGUGAGAUUCCGAGUACUGAUUCGGAGGAAGAGGAGAGCUUGGCCAUUCGCAGGCUUAGGUAUCAAGCUGAGUCGGAGUUGAAGAUGAAUGGACAGCGCAGUCCUAGUACUUCUAGUUCUCAGGUAUCCCAAGUGUUCAUCGAACACUCAUAUUCUCUUCCACCACCAACUGCCGAGCCUUUAUCAGCAGCAUCAGCAGUACCAGCACCAGCACCAGCACCAGCACCAGCACCACCAGCAGCGCCAACGACGUCGCCAACAAAACCAAAACCAUCUCCAGUGAAACCCAAGCCGGAGAUUCCAAGAGAGCCAACGGAGAAGAGGAAGUACAACAAGCACUCUAAAUUAACGACGAAGAAUCACGAGCAGAUCCACGAAAAGGAGAACAUAAAUGACAAAAUGUUCGCGUACGAGAAAGAAAGGUUGCAGAAGAAGUUCCCGGAAGCUCUGACGAUGAGCUACAAGGAACGCGACAUAAUGGCGGAGAUGGGAGUCCUCUACGAGUUCCUGACUCGCGGAAUCGACCACGAAGACAUAGAGUACCUGCGCCGGAGUUACGAAGCCUUGCUGGCGAACGACACUCAGGGCUACUGGCUCAAUGAUACUCACUGGGUGGACCACCCGGCGACUGAUAUUCCCAACCCGGCGAAGAGAAGAAAGCGCGACGAGGUGAGAAUCCACGCGACGGGAAGCGCCAGGACUGAAGGGUUCUACAAGGUCGACGUCCGGGAGAAGAUGAAGCACAAGCAUCAUUAUGCUCAGAGUAUCCAGCGGUCCAAUGAUGUUGAACUGACCAGCGUUUAUGCCACCGGGGAAGGAAUGGCUAAUGGACCCAAAGGAAACCUCAAGGGUCUUACUGGAAAGAUGCAGGCACUUAGCAGAGAAGCUAGGAGCAAUCAGAGAAGGCUACUUACCGCUUUUGGUAUUGAUACUGACAGUGAUCUGCUCAAGUUCAAUCAAUUGAAGUUCCGUAAGAAACAGCUCAAAUUCGCCAAAUCCGGCAUCCACGACUGGGGUCUCUUUGCUAUGGAGCCAAUAGCUGCUGACGAAAUGGUGAUCGAGUAUGUUGGACAAAUGAUCAGACCAAUCGUUGCUGAUUUCCGUGAAUCUCAGUACGAAGCAACUGGUAUUGGAAGUUCCUAUCUAUUCCGUAUCGACCUGGACACUAUUAUUGAUGCUACCAAGUGCGGAAAUUUGGCACGGUUUAUUAAUCACAGUUGCAAUCCAAAUUGCUACGCAAAGGUAAUAACGAUAGAGAGCCAGAAGAAAAUUGUCAUCUACAGUAAACAACAGAUCGGUGUUAACGAAGAAAUAACGUACGACUACAAGUUCCCACUGGAAGAUGACAAGAUUCCUUGUCUGUGUGGAGCUCCGCAAUGUCGUGGUACCCUUAACUAG
Messenger RNA from Cotesia congregata, 4449 nucleotides. The record is from the annotation of a GenBank genome assembly. Lineage: Eukaryota; Metazoa; Arthropoda; Insecta; Hymenoptera; Braconidae.